AUGCUCGAGCAACUGGCAAGACGGGAAUGUCUAGAGCUCAGCAACCAGAUUAUGAGCAGAUUGCCACGUGAGGUGCGCGACAUGGUUUACCUUCAUCUCAGCACGCGAGACGUCGAAAUCAUAGAGCGCGAGCAUUUCCGAACCACACUAGACCCUUUGACGCGACUGUACUCGUAUAAUUUCGAGCGAUGGAAGAAGCAACAUUUCCCAGAGCACUACUGGGAUCCAGAGUACGUGUCGAAGCCAUUAUAUAAUGAGCUGGUAGAGAACUACUACCGCACAUCUACUUUUGUCUUUAGCGACGAUCCGGGCGUCAUGAAGAGGUUCCUCACGACGGAUGAGAUGCGCCUCGGGCUACCCCCAAAAGAUUUGGUUGCAAAGGUGGAGAUAGGCCUCAACGCCGUGUCACAUGACCGAGGAUCUUUCCGUGCAUACAUGUUCGGGGUACCAAAAAGUCCAGAGCGCAUGCGGGAGGCGGUCGAAGGGCUUUUCGAGCUCAAGGCGGGAGCUCGGGUGGUGAUUCGAUUUGUGACAGAGGCCAAGACAGGAGAGGAGAGGGACGAGCAUUGUAGGGGGGCAAUGGAGACGCUUUUCGACGUGGCGCAGAGGGAGAAGAUGAGAAAGUACAAGGUCAAGUUUGUGGUGGAUGACGUGAGAGUUUGGGAGUUGGGAGAGGCCAUGCGACACGAGUGGGUGGCCAUUCACGGCUAA
Molecule: messenger RNA, 711 nt
Organism: Bipolaris victoriae FI3
Lineage: Eukaryota; Fungi; Ascomycota; Dothideomycetes; Pleosporales; Pleosporaceae
Exons: 1
Coding region: 1-711 (236 amino acids)
Source: RefSeq, a predicted model, not a curated record